Pelagomonas calceolata is the source of this 1069-nucleotide messenger RNA. The record is from the annotation of a GenBank genome assembly. NCBI's taxonomy places the organism in Eukaryota, Pelagophyceae, Pelagomonadales, Pelagomonadaceae.
CUCGUACGCGCCGACAACAUCCGCGCCCUCGACGCGCCCGACGCCACGCCCGACCUACGCACCCACGACGCCGGCGCCGACGCCCGCGACGCCCUUCCCCACGACGAGACCGACUUUGUCCUGCGACGAGGUCGCCAAUGCUUCCAUGGAAUCGCUGCUCAAGGGAACCUACACGUCCAUGGAGGACGCCUACGACAACGAACGCUACGGCCACGCGACCUACGACUGCGCGGUGGAGCUCAUCGAGAAUCAUCAACAGUACGACAAGGCCGAGCCGUACCUCUGGUGCGUUUUGGGCCAUUGCGCCGGCUGCGACGAUGGGCCGUGCCCGACGGCAGUCGUGGACCUGGAGACGACGGCGGAGUGCGAGAGCGCGGUUUAUAACUACCUCGGCUUCGUGAACCGCAAGAAGGCGGCGCCGGACUACGACCACGCCCGGACCUACUACGACAAGGCGCUGGAGCUGUGGCCGGGGAAUUGUGGUGCGAUGUCCUAUAUGACGGAGCUCCACCUGACCUUAAAUAAUGCGACGGCCGCCUCGACGACGCACGCGCGGCUCUGCGAGGAGUGCGACGAAUCGUUCGCGGCGCCUUUGGUGGCCUCGAUGGGCGCCUGCCCGUCGCCAACGGUGACGACGGAAGUCAAGGGCCAGGCGACGCUGGCGGGGCUGUCGCUGGCGGACGCGCAGCAGAACGAAUUUGUUAUCGUGGCCGCCCUCGCGGACCUCCACGAGGUUGAAACGACCGCCGUCGCCGUCGCCUUCUCCUCGUAUACGCGGCGCCGCCUUUCCGGGGGCGUCGUCGUCUCCUACACCAUCGCCUACGACGACGUGGCGCCCGCGCUAGCCCUCGACGCGGCCAUGUUUGAUCAGGCUCUAACGGACGCGGCUGCGGCGUCGGGCGUGGCCGACGUCUUCGACGCCGUCGAGACCGUGGCGUUCGGUGGUUCCGAAGCUCCGGUCGCGGCGGCGUCGGAAAGCGAGGAAAGCGGAGUGGUCAGCGACGCCGCCUUCCGUCCGCUCGGUCGCGGGGUCCUCCUCGCGGCCGCGGCGGCCGCGUGUCUCCUCUAG